Molecule: messenger RNA, 1803 nt
Organism: Cryptosporidium ubiquitum
Lineage: Eukaryota; Apicomplexa; Conoidasida; Eucoccidiorida; Cryptosporidiidae
Exons: 1
Coding region: 1-1803 (600 amino acids)
Source: RefSeq, a predicted model, not a curated record
AUGAUAGAAAUAGCUGACUCAAAUAUUAAAAAUUCUCCAGAAUUGUCAGCUUCAGAUAUUUUUGGUAUGGAAUGUAUCUUUCUCACAGAAAACGAUGAAAUUAAUUUAAAAUAUAGUUUGGAUAAAAUAAGUAAGGAUGAUAAAUUAUUGGAGGAGUAUUUAAAUAAUCAAAAAAAUAUAUUUGUUAAUGAAAAGAUGUUGAAUAUAUAUCAAGGUGGGCGAAUACUUGUUGGCAUUAUUUUAAAGAAAGAAUUUAAAUUGUGUGAUGUAAUUUUUGACCUAUCAAACUCCGAAAAACAGUCAGUUUUGAGCAAUUUUACAUGGGAAGGUCAAUACCAAGUAUUAGUUACCAAGGAAAAUAAUUACCUGGAGAUUUAUAAUGAGGGAAAAGAACAAAAUAGUUUGAUGAAUUUAGAUGAUGGAUCAUAUAUUAAUUUAAUAGGGAUUUAUAAUUUGAAUAGUUUAAAAUCAAAAGUUUAUAUUUUUCAAUGUUCCAUUAUUAUUAAACCACAGUAUUGGAAUGAUUUACUAAACUUUGACAUUUUGAUAAAAUACCAUCAAAAUAGCAUUCUUGAUUGUUCAAUAAUAAAAGAUGAAAAUGAUGAGAUUAGUGAUAACUGUGAAUCAGACAAAAAUUUUAAGUAUGGUAGUCCUCUUGGUGAUUUGCUAAUAGUUAAUGAAAUUUCAGAUUCAAAGAUAUUUUCGUACUCACUUUCUAAACCAAUAUUUAUUAAGUUACCACUUACAAUUUCAAAUUAUUAUCUUCAAGAAAGUUCUCAAAUUCUAUUCAUUGAGAUUUUAAAUAUUGGUGAAUCAUCUGAUUCAAUAAUGAUUCAUGAUAUUUUCAGUCAUAAUUUAAAGCUAAAUGGUAAUAGUCCACUUAAUCUUCCUUUUACUUUAGGUAAUAAUCAAUCAUUAGGAUGUUCUUUAAUUAGAGUAAACGACAAAAAGGUUUACAAAUCCAAUAAAAAUAUAGACGAAAAUAAUGGUGAUGUUUCUUUGAUACCCAUAAUUAUCCCAAUUUUUAUUAAAUGGAAAUCCACAAAAUUUAAUUCAAAAUUAAUUCUUACCCAAUUUGCUUUACAAAUCAAUUAUGAUCAAAAAGUUAACAUUAUUCGUUCAAAAGAAGAAAACUAUUCCAAUAUGAUUGGUAUGAUUAAACAUGACAAUAGUAAUGAAAAAAAUAAUAUGAAUAUCUCGUUAUCAUCUUCAUCUUCUUCAGCAAUUUCCUCAUAUUUAUUUAGUCCAAGUUCUCCUCAAGCUUCUGCUCAAUCAAUUUGUUCACCGUUUACUCAAGAGAUUUCUUUCUCUUCAAAAUCGAAUUUGGAUGAAAACUCGAGCAAUUAUAAUAAUAAUUUUGAAGUUGAAAAAAAUAAUACUAAUACAACUCCCAGUAAUGAUAAUGAUUUAGAGAUUGAACCAAGUUUUAACUUUAAAGCAACAUGUACCUUUGAUCGCAUUUCAAAAUAUCCUGGUGAAACAGUUUAUUUACUUAUUGAAGUAUUUCCAAAUGAAAAAGAUAAAUCUUUAAAUUUACUUGUAACUGUGGAAUAUAAUGAAGCUUCACCAAUUAUUCCAUUAUACGUUUCAAUGCCAAUUAAUUAUUUUCCAGAAUCUUCUUCUUCAUCAUAUUCAUCAAAUAUUUAUGAGCAUCCAAUUUUACUAUAUCCACUUAAAAUAUGUUAUCCUGGUAUUUAUAAAUGCCCAAAUAUAACCAUUUAUGAUUUUUCUACGAAAUCUAAUUAUUCUAUUAAAAAGCUACCUUUAUUGGUUUGCGAAUAUCCAACAAACAGUAAUAGUUAA